AUGUGGAGAGAGUUAAUCACCGAGGUUAAAUCGAUUGUUAAAACGCAUUUUCUGAUUUUGGAAUUUGAAAUCUCUGUUUUGAAACGAGAUCGGAUUUCCAGAAACAGUCGACAAAGGACAAAAUUUACCCCGACAGUUCGGAUUUCAGAUUUUCGUGCAUGUAUAAUACCUCGUGUGAGACAACGAGUUGCAUCAUUGUGGUACACCAAUACAGUAAAGUUGCAUGUGCCGUUUGAAGUAUUCUUGGAGAAAUUGCAGGCUGGUCUUCUAUUUCAUUCCUUGACAGGUUCCUCAAAAAUUUAUUCAUCCUCUAGUUCUUUCUUUGUACCAUUCUUAACCACAAUGAGUCGAGACAGUAGGUCCGAAUUUUGGAAAAAUGCUGAAACGCUUUCCCAAGUUUCGCACGACGAAGUGCUAAUUGAAAUGGGAGUUAUUGAAUGUGAGAGCCAAGCUGGCCCAAGCACCGGUGGCGGUCAAAGCCUUGGCGAAUUUUUUAAAGAGGCAAAAAUGAUUCGGAAUAUUAAAGAGAAUACGUCAGGAAUUGAAGAUUUACACAAGAGAACCUUGGUUACUGUAACGAAUGAUGAAAGUUCUCGGAUGUCUCGGCAACUGGAUUUGCUAAUAUCAGAAACAAUUCGUGUAGCAGGUCAAAUAAGCAAUAAAUUAGCGAUGAUGGAACAAAAUAAUAAGAUGGUAACAAAUGUACAAGAUCAAACGCAAAUACGCUUAGCGCAGCACGCGACGUUAGUUAAAACGUUUAUUGAUACGAUGACGGCAUAUCGCCAAAUGCAAUUGGAUAAUGAGAAAAGGUACAAGAAGAGGAUUGAAAGGCAAUAUCGUAUAGUGAAACCUGAUGCCACACAACAAGACAUUGAUCAGUUGAUAAGUGAAAAAACUGGGCAAACAUUCGCAUCCCAGGCGCUAUUAACAACAUCAGUAGAACGAUCGCGUUCUGUUCUUAAAGAAAUUCAAGAUCGACAAAGAGACAUUCUAAAGAUCGAAAGAUCAAUUAACGAACUUAAUAAAAUUUUUAGUGAAGUUCAAGCAUUGGUAAUAGAACAACAGGAUGAUCCAAUACAAAGUGUUGCGGAAGCAGCCGAAAUCACCAUUGUGAUUCCCGAACAAGGAAGGCAAGAUAAACCAACAGUUGGAAGAUUAGAGAGAAUAAGAAGGAUUAAAAAUGUUUUUAAUAAAUUUCAUCAUUUCAGAAAAAAUGGACAUUAA
Messenger RNA from Funneliformis geosporum, 1224 nucleotides. The record is from the annotation of a GenBank genome assembly. Lineage: Eukaryota; Fungi; Glomeromycota; Glomeromycetes; Glomerales; Glomeraceae.